Anopheles moucheti is the source of this 2336-nucleotide messenger RNA. RefSeq names its product homeobox protein Hmx-like. The record is from RefSeq and is a predicted model, not a curated record. The transcript has 4 exons. Gene Ontology annotation, cellular component: nucleus. Gene Ontology annotation, molecular function: RNA polymerase II transcription regulatory region sequence-specific DNA binding; DNA-binding transcription factor activity, RNA polymerase II-specific. Bases 1 to 1785 code for a protein of 594 amino acids. NCBI's taxonomy places the organism in Eukaryota, Metazoa, Arthropoda, Insecta, Diptera, Culicidae. Gene Ontology annotation, biological process: regulation of transcription by RNA polymerase II.
AUGAACCUUGAAGCGAACAUGUCCUCACCGGAGGUGGACAUUGAUGUGAACGUAGUGUCAAGCCCGGAACCGAGUCCGCGGCCACUCGAGAGCCCCCAACCGGGGCAGACGGGUAGUGACGAUGAGCAGCGCUCAUCGCCCGACACUCAACACCACCAGCCGCAAACGGUCUAUUCCACACCAUCUCAACAACCACCACAACAAUUAAAACCAACGCACUCACCAACGCAAACACUGCAGCAGCAGCAGCAACUGCACCACCAGCAGCAGAACCACCUGAGUCCGCACGCGGUAACGGCCGGUGGACAUGGUGUGGUGUUGCAGCACCAUUCCGCGAUGGUGGCUGCUGCGGCGGCCGCUGCUGCCCUGCAUCAUCAGGCGGCGGCCGCUGCGGUUCAGGCGGCCGGACAGCACGGUUGCGGUUCCUACCAUUUGUCGCCGGUGGUUGCGGCCCCCGUACCGGCCCCGGUCAACACCGCCAUCAACAGCACCAACAGCUCUAGCAACAGCUUCAACCACAGUCCCGACUCGCGGUUAAGUCCGCCGAAAACGCCGCCGGACAGUCAACACCAACAGCAUCAGCAACACCAUCAUCACCAUCAUCAGCAGCAGCAGCAGCAUCACCAGCAGCAACAUCCCGCACAUCAUCAGCAUCCGCCGCACCAUCCUCACACGCAUAUCAAUCAACUACCGCAUCAGCAAACGCAACAGCAGCAGUCACCGCACCCGGUACAGCCGACGGUCGGCAAAACGUCGACCAAUCCGGGCUACACCAGCUUCUCCAUCUCGAGCAUUCUGAGCCGAACCGAGCCGGUCUCGAAGAAGGGCAUCGGCGUUAUAACGCCCGUACCGUCGCUACCGCUGUCGGCGGCUGCGGCCGCUGCGGCCGCCGCCGCAUCCGUCUCCAACGGCACCGUCAGCCUUGGGUCCAACGGUACGCCGAGCACGCAGGAUGCCGCCAUGUUGUCAAGAUUGGGAUUCAUGUCACAGUGGAGUGCGAUUGCUAAUCGGUAUGCGGCCCUCUGCCCACCCGGCUGGCCCUGGCCACCGACGUCACAUCGGAUGCCUUUCCAUAGCCCCAACAACGACAACUCCACCAAUGCGAUCGAAAACCAAUCACCCUCGCUGACACCGCCACCUUCCCAGCAAUCCAAGUCACCCUCGCCACAUCCCGCCUUUCUCGGGUCGCGCGCUACCGGCUGCGGUGGAACGGGCGGGCUGGUCGGGCUGGGUGGCGCGGGUAAUGGUGGCGGACCGGGUGGUUCCGGUGGCGUUAGCAAUGGUGACGACUGCGAGUCAGAUGAUGACGGGCAGGAGAUCAUCGAGGAGGAUGACGAAAGUGACCGACCAUCCGAUUCGGCCUCACCCAACUCCAACGGCAGUGCAAUGCAGGCGAAGCGAAAGAAGAAAACGCGAACCGUCUUUUCGCGGGCACAGGUGUUCCAGCUCGAGUCCACCUUCGAUCUGAAACGCUAUCUCAGCUCCUCGGAGCGUGCCGGACUGGCCGCGUCGCUGCGUCUUACCGAAACGCAGGUGAAGAUCUGGUUCCAGAACCGGCGGAACAAGUGGAAACGUCAGCUAGCGGCAGAGCUGGAGGCUGCCAACAUGGCGAAUAUGGCGCAUGCUGCGCAGCGUCUGGUGCGAGUCCCGGUACUUUACCACGAAGGUGCUACCGGUGGGUUCGUGCCGCCCCCACCACAUCCCCACUCGCAGCAGCUCUACUACACCACAUCGGCUGGCCGUGCCGGUUCCCCGCCGCGGCCACCCCUGUCGUCGCUGGUGUAAUGGAGGCUGCCGGGAGCCGACGUUGGACAGCUCGGGUAAGUGGUACGGAGUAUCUCCCAUACCACACUAGCCACACCUUCGGACUUCCUUCAUAUGCGUGAACGAUAGAGCAGCAUAACAAAAAACCACACACACAGACUCACACAUGUUCACAACCACAGAUAUACUCGCGAGCAUGAAACACACAUACAAAGGGCACCCAUUCGGUUUCGUGUAGCGGGUUCGGCAUCUUCGACUACUUAACGCGCCUAGGUACAUAUGGAUAAAACGCCCGCGGACCGUAUUGCAAAAAAAAAACCACUGGAAGAAACUAAACUAGAAAAUGAUAUAUCGACCUAAAGUAGUAAAUUAAAUAAGCUUUUUUCCUAUAGUUUGUUUUGUUUUUGGGUUUUUUUUUCGUUCGGGUGGUUAAGAGGGGGCACCAUGCACGCCUACGCUUUUGUUCAUUGUAAGUUUUGACACCGAUGUUAGCGACAGGAGGGCAGGAGCGUAAAAACAAAACAAAAAAAAACAACGUAAACGUCAACAUUCUGAGUGUACAUAGCAGCAAA